Molecule: messenger RNA, 1413 nt
Organism: Symbiodinium pilosum
Lineage: Eukaryota; Dinophyceae; Suessiales; Symbiodiniaceae
Source: the annotation of a GenBank genome assembly
AUGGCUGCGGGUGAUGAACGCGUCACGCUGGAGACCUUUGAUGGGUCAGAUGUGUCAACGUACCGGAGGUGGAAGCGCGGGGCACAGCUGAUGUUGGCUGCUAUGCCAAACACGGUUCCCAAAGAGAAGUAUGGGCCGCACCUGUUACAGUACAUCAAGGGAGAGGCCGAGCUUGUCUGUGAGGCGAUUCCUGUUGAGAAGCUGUGCCAGGAAGGUGGAGACAAAUUGGUCUUCGAGCUGUUGGACGAGAAGUACGGGCCACAGCCAACCGACCUCCUGCACCGUGCCUUGAAGGAUUUCUUCUAUGACUUGCAAGUCAAGAGCAGCGAGUCCUUCCAACAGUUCCAGGCGAGGUACUUCUAUGCCACGCAGAAGCUGGAGGAACAAGAAUUCAAGUCGUCUACGUCGUCCUCCACAACCGGCAAGGCGGCGGACACCAACGUCGUCGAGACCGACAACGAUGUGUUCGUCACUGAGGAUGCGGAGGUGAAGGAGCUGCUCCAGCGGUUCUCUAGCAAGAAGCAGGCAUGGGAGAAGAGGUUGGCCACGGACGUUGGCAACCCAGGAUUUGCCGACAGUCAUUCCACCGGCAAUCGGCAGCGUCCUUACCAGUGGCGCUCAGCAGGCCAUGGCAGGUGGGAACGUGAAGCCCGAUGGAGCGAGGCACCAGCGGACAUCCAGGUUGAGACUCGAAGCCCCGCGCCCGAAGUUUUUUGUCAGCGAGAUGUACUUCAAGACGUACUGAGCUCUGAUGCGCAUGAUAGCAAUGUAGAUUUUGACCCAGCUCUUGCUAGGUUCCUCGUAAUGAUGUCCAUCCGCCCAGCCGUGGUGAAGGGCGACCUCAAGGAGGCGGCCGAGGAGAUUGUGGGGGGAGUCCGAGCUCUCGACAAGGCGGCCGACAUGGACUCCGACGGCAACGACAUUGGUGUCAAAGGAUGUGUGAGCAUGCAAGUGGGAAAGUACAUGGGCAAGAUGACUCUCAGUCAGAUCUACUGCGGGGACAAAUCCUAUGUGGGCUGGGUAGUACUCUCGCGGCCGACCACGGAGUCCACGACGGACGGCCUCAUGCAGCUCAAGGUAUACAUUGCCCAUCGGGACGCGAAGAAGUACAACAGGCUCGCCAUGGAGAAGCUUGCGCAGGAGAACGUGGUGCCGAAGGUUGCCAAGGAGAUGUCGCCAGGGACAAGUCCACGCAAGCGACAGAGUCCAGCCAAGUCAUCCACAUCCGGGCCGAUGGAGACGGAGACCGAUGCCUGGAUCCGAGUCGACGAGAAUCCCAGAAUGGUGAAGCGCUGGCAGAACAUGGUUCAGGACAUGAUUGAGAAGGACGCGCGCCAGAAGAAGACGCAGGCAAAUCGCUGUCAUCGAGAUCCCGACCGUGUCAGGAUGAUUGUGGAGGUGCUGUGGCGGUGA